UUCGAUAUAUCUUGUCAACAAGUUGUGUACUUGAGUACUGAAGUUGUGAACUAAAGUUGCGUAAACACACAAAUUUACAGGGAUUUUGGCGAUAUAAAAGUUUGUGUAAUUUCAUUGGGACUACACCUGACCGUGGUGUAGUUAAUGUCGUGCGAAAACGUUGAAAUCUGUGUUUCGUAAACUUUCGUUGCAAGCCGGUUUUCAGUCCUCGCUAUCGCGGAGUAUAUGUCAUAAAGCGGUGAACCAAGAAUUUUCAAGGGCUGUUUUCGAAGAGCACCCCCCUCUCUUAUAACUGUGCAUAAAAACAUCUACUUAGCAAUUUCUAAUGUUGUGUUCGCAUUUACAGAUUGCCCGCUAAAAAUGUCGAGACUUUCUUGUUGGAAGCCUUACAAUCUCUGGCAGGGAUAUCUAAAACUAUGUCGUUUUUGUAACGACACAAUCUCUCGGUUUUUUUCUUUUCUUGGUGAGAAAGUUGGUAAAUAUCCUUCGAAAACAAUCCUGCUGGCGGUUUUCUUUAUGGCGAUUUCAGCAUCUGGAUUUGCCUUUUUUCGCGUGGAAAACAGAACAGAGAUCUUGUAUGCUCCUAAGGACAGCGAAUCAGUAAAGAAUCUGAGAAAGGCAAACGACUACGGUUUUUAUGACCCUGCUAGAAGGGCAGAGAUAAUUAUAUUAGGAAAAAACGAGUCAAACGUUUUGACAGAAGAGUGUUUUAUAGAAGCAUUUCAACUUCACCAGGCGAUUGUUUCCAUUCCACGAUACAAAAGCGUCUGUCUUCCAAACAUAAAAAGCGAUCCUUUAGCGGCAACGAGCUACUGUAAACGGGAAGAACCGUUUUGGAUGUUUAAUUACUCGCCAAAUUUCGUUAAUUUGUUGCCUAUAUUGAACAAUUACACGAAUACAAGUGGUCGGCUGUUUUCACGGAUUCUUGGUAAAGCUGAGUACAGCAGAAAUGGAUCAAUUUUGUCUGCAAAAGGAUUGAGAUUCGUUUACAACAUCAGAGGAGUUGAGAUUGGUGAUGACGUUGAUCAAUCCUCAGAGGAUUGGGAGAAAGAAUUUUUAAAAAAAAUGGGAAAUUGGUCCUCUUUAGACUGCGGAUCCUUGGUGUACAACGCAGAACGCAGUAUCGACGAAGCAAUCGCAGAAAGUACCGGGAACGAUGUGAAGCUUGUAUCCUUGACAUUCACGAUAAUGAUAAGUUUUGCGUGUUUCAUGUUGGGCAAGUAUCGUAAUCCUUUGACUGGUCAUGGUUUGUUAGCUUUGGGUGGUAUACUGUGUGUUGGCUUUGGUAUUCUAACUGGUUUUGGUUUUUCAAUGUUGGUACAGACACCGUUUACCAGCAUUGUUGGAAUUUUACCAUUUCUUGUCAUUGGAGUUGGUAUAGAUGACAUGUUUAUCAUAGUUGAUGAGCUCGAUAGGACAGAACCAGACCAGAACAUUCCAAAGAGGCUUGGCAUUGUCAUGAAGACCGUCGGCCCGGCAGUCACCAUGACAACGUUGACAGACUCUCUCGCAUUUGCUGUUGGUGCUUCAUCAAGAUUUUUAUCCAUUGUCUACUUCUGCACAUUCGCCGCACUUGCCAUUUCAUUUGCAUUUGUAUUUUUCAUGACAAUGUUUGUGGCUUUUAUGUCAUACGAUUGCCGUCGUAUGCUUGAUGGGCGCCGGGAUAUGUUCCCUUUUAUCAAAGCACCACCCCCACCUGCUGGGAAAUCUCGUUGGGACGAGUCCCUACCGCAAAUGUCCAACAAAUUUAUGGAGUACUGGGGAAAUUUCAUCAUGAAACCACCUUCUAAAGUGAUCAUUGCUCUUGUAUCGAUGGCCUUAUUAGGAGCUGGUAUUUAUGGAACAACAUUUUUAAAGGAAGAUUUUGAUCGUCGAAAUUUGGCCAAAGAUGGUUCAAUAUAUAUACAAUACUUGGACACAGUCGAAAAGUACUUUAACACGGAUGCACCUGUUGAUAUCAUCGUGGAGUCUGGAGUGAAUUAUUCCAACCCUUUAACGCAGAGUGAAUUGAGUAGUUUGAUGGGAAUUGUGAGGGAAAACAAAUAUUUACGCCCUGACUUUGUAUCAUGGUUUACAGAACUUCAGAAAUGGCGUAACAAAACUCGAAACAAAACAGAAAAUGUACUGGAUUCUCUUGAUGAUUUUUUGCUUAGUCACCCACAGUUCAGGAAAGAUAUCUUCUUUGCUGAAGACAAUACAACGAUUCUUUCUUCGCGAUUUUAUUGUUAUAUGAACGGAACAUCGCAUUCUGUAAUCCGUCGCAAAGCUUUGGAAUCCUUUCGCAAGGAUUUAAAGAAUAAACUAAGCAUUCCUAUUUUUGCAAGCUCCUAUCAAUUCAUCUAUAUCGAGCAGUUCAUAGCCAUCCGAAGCGAAACCACGCGUAAUCUUGUCAUUGCUGCUAUUGCCAUAACUAUUGCAACCAGUUUCUUUUUGGUGAAUCCGCUGGUCAUUCUUCUAGUGCUGGUUGGGUUUGUGUCUCUGAUAUUUGAGCUGCUAGGUUUCAUGUAUAUAUGUGGCGUUUCAUUAAACUCCAUCUCAAUGAUCAACUUGGUAAUGGCGAUCGGUUUUGCUGUUGACUACAGUGCUCACGUAGCUCAUUCGUUUGUAUUCUCCACGGAAAACAAUCCUGAACAAAAAGUUAUCGAAGCUCUUAGGACGACAGGGGCAAGUGUAAUAAUGGGCGGUUUCAGUACGUUCCUAGGAAUGUUGGUAUUAGCUUUUGCGUCUUCAGAGAUUUUCCGAAUUUUCUUCAGAAUGUUUGUAGGAAUUGUUGUUCUCGGUCUGCUUCACGGUCUUUGUUUUCUGCCUGUAUGGCUAUCCAUCUUUUGUCGUUGGCAUAUAAACCUACACCCUGAAGAUGAUGAUGACGUGAAACAGAAUUCACCUGCUAAGAGGGACGCAGAUAAAGAUCACCCGUCAUCCAAGAAUAACUCAGUGAUGAUUAAGAAUGAAGUGGAAAACAAUAAUGCUAAUGAAGCAAGAAACAACAGCGCUAAUGAAGUUGGGAACAACAACGCUAAUGAAGUUGGGAACAACAACGCUAAUGAAGUUGUGAACAACAGCGCUAAUGAAGUUGGGAACAACAACGCUAAUGAAGUUGUGAACAACAGCGCUAAUGAAGUUGGGAACAACAACGCUAAUGAAGUUGGGAACAACAACGCUAAUGAAGUUGUGAACAACAGCGCUAAUGAAGUAGGGAACAACAACGCUAAUGAAGUUGUGAACAACAGCGCUAAUGAAGUUGGGAACAACAACGCUAAUGAAGUUGGGAACAACAGCGCUAAUGAAGUUGGGAACAACAGCGCUAAUGAAGUUGGGAACAACAACGCUAAUGAAGUUAGGAACAACAGCGCUAAUGAAGUUGGGAACAACAGCGCUAAUGAAGUUGGGAACAACAACGCUAAAGAAGCAGGGAAAAAUAAUUCAGUCCCACCUUCGGAAAUGUCAAUGCCAGGUUUCGAGACAAUGGAAGAUAAUAAUGGAAUGGAUCAUAAGAUGAGUGAUGUGAACAGAGCGUUUGAAAAUCCUCUUGAAAGCGAAGAAGGGGAACUGCGAGAUAAGGAGGAAACACAUCUAUGAAGUUGGUACAUGUAUUCUUUGCUUUUAGGAAUUAAUGAUCAGUAUACUUCUACAAGACACAGACUUCACCCAUUAUAAGUCAAUGAAUAAAUAAGUGCAAGACCAUCACUUCUUAGCAAGACCAACUCUCUUUUUAUCGCUUUUUAUUUAUUUUAUUUAUAUUUAUCUAAGACUAAUAGUAGGAUGUAUAAAAAAAGAAGACCUCUCGAUUGACGUAUUGUGAAUCAUAAUUUGUGAUAAUUGCAAUGCCUAUCACUAUUUUAGGCUCACGAAUGCAUAAAGUAUUGUCAUCUAUGCGCAUGUGUUACACAUCUUUGUCAUAUUAGUGGAAAAGCUUUCCUGCUGCUGGGAAUUCAAAGUAACCCUCAACUCAAGCAGCAAAAUAUGCGCAGUAAUGCACCAGUUAAAUUAGUAUAUCAAACAUUUACAUUUUACCAUAGGUUUUCUUCUUCUAAGGUCUUUUUUGAUGCAUCUGUAUAAAAUAUCUAAACACAUUUUCAUCAGCUAACGGCACAAUAAUGUAAAUCACUAUGUUAAUUACCAAAACUGAUAUAUUUAUCGUAUCGUAGAUUAAAGAAAAAUACUCUAGCAUACACGUUCCAUUUAUUGGCUUAGCCAGCCCGCAAGUUUUAGUCUUGCUAUGUAAAUUUCAGAACUUUAUCAUUAUUUUUUCUAUAGAAAUAUACUGCUUUUGGAGUCAG
Messenger RNA from Xenia sp. Carnegie-2017, 4280 nucleotides. Its product is annotated as patched domain-containing protein 3-like. The transcript has 7 exons. The record is from RefSeq and is a predicted model, not a curated record. The coding region runs from base 361 to 3579 and encodes 1072 amino acids. Gene Ontology annotation, cellular component: membrane. NCBI's taxonomy places the organism in Eukaryota, Metazoa, Cnidaria, Anthozoa, Malacalcyonacea, Xeniidae.